Molecule: messenger RNA, 1484 nt
Organism: Pneumocystis murina B123
Lineage: Eukaryota; Fungi; Ascomycota; Pneumocystomycetes; Pneumocystales; Pneumocystaceae
Exons: 6
Coding region: 23-646 (207 amino acids)
Molecular function (GO): GTP binding; GTPase activity
Source: RefSeq, a predicted model, not a curated record
GUUUUUGAAGCGUUUAAAAAGGAUGGAUGACUGGGUAUAUACAAUAAAAUUUGUUAUUAUAGGUGACAGUGGCGUAGGAAAGAGUAAUCUUAUGAGACGUAUGAUGAAUAAUCAGUAUCUUGAACGUCAUGAUGCUACAAUUGGUAUUGAAUGGGGUGCUCGUAUAAUUGAUAUAGAUGGGGUAAAAAUGAAACUUCAAUUAUGGGAUACAGCAGGACAAGAAACAUUUCAUGCUAUGACUCGGAAUUACUAUAGAGGAUCUUCUGGAGCAUUAUUAGUAUAUGAUAUUACACGUAGAGAGACUUUUGAACACAUGGCAGUUUGGUUAGAAGAUUUGAAAAUGUAUGGAAGCUCAAAUAUAUCAAUUGCAUUAGUUGGAAAUAAGGCAGACUUGGAAAAUACAUUUCGUGAGGUAGGACUUGAAGAGGCAAGAAAAUGGGCGAAUGAAAAGGGGAUUUGUAUAUUUGCAGAAGUGAGUGCAAAAACAGGAGAUCAAGUAAAUGAGAGUUUUAUGAGAGUAGCUCGGGACAUAUAUGGGAAGAUAUUAAGCAAUCAACUUGAUGUAAAUGACCGACUGAAUGGUAUAAAAGUGAGACGAAAAAAUCUACUAGAUAUGGAUGUAAAACAAGGGAAACGGUGUUGUUGAAGAACAUGUAGAAUUUUUUUGUCAAUAUUUCCAUAUUUGGAAUUAAUGGUACUAAAAAUCGCUAAGUUCUACGUUCUCCCCGUACCAAGAGAGAUCAAUUCCUUCUUGUGUAAUUUUAGAUGCUUGAAAAUAACAUUGGAUUUUUUUUGUGUUAUCGACUUCACAAUUAUCAUACCAUUCAACAUGAACUUUUGAAUUGUUUUUCUUUUUUGCAUCUUUUUCAAGAAGAUCUUUAGCUGUUUGCCAUGAAUAUCUUACGAUUUCAUAAGGCCAUCCAAAAAUAGGAUCGAUUGAACAUUUAAGCCAUUCACAUGUCUUCGGGUCUAUAUUAAUUAAUAUAAUUUCUUUUUUAAAAACUAGUUAUUACCUGAUGGAUAUCCACUACCCCAAGUUUCUCCAUUAAUGGCAAACAUAGCAAGCGCUCUGUCUCUUGUAACUUUUGCACAAAUACUUGCUGUGCUCACAAUAGGAUAAAUUGAAUCUGCUUUUUCUUUAACUGUUACAUUAAUUUGUGGGAAUAAUUGCUGAAGUUUAGUUUGAUAAGAAGAUGAUGGGCCUACUGUAUCAACAUAGAUCUUAUGGAAUCAAUAUCAAUUAUUUAUUGGUUUUUAGUUACUUCUUUGAUAUUGAAGCCACGCUUGAUAACUUCAUGAAGAAGUUGAAUCGUUGCAUCAUGUGCUUGGGCAUUCAAAUCAUAUGACUUAUCUGGUCGUAACAUUCCUUGAGAAAUUUCUCGUGCUGAAACGAUACUUCUUUAAAUAGUUCUUCUCGUCUCUCUGGCGUUAAUGUUUUGGAAUCAAGUAUUCUAUUAGUUUUUUCAUAAUAAUUAAUAUUAUUU